This is a messenger RNA of Adelges cooleyi (spruce gall adelgid), 1833 nucleotides long. RefSeq lists its product as uncharacterized. The transcript has 17 exons. NCBI's taxonomy places the organism in Eukaryota, Metazoa, Arthropoda, Insecta, Hemiptera, Adelgidae. The record is from RefSeq and is a predicted model, not a curated record. Bases 24 to 1580 code for a protein of 518 amino acids.
UUACGCAUUAUAAAAAUAUCAUAAUGAAUAUUACAUUUUUUAUUAUUUUUUCAUACAUGUUUCUAUAUUUUUGUUCUGCAGUAUUUGUAAAUCUUUCUGAUGCGCAAAUGGACGAAAUUUUUGAUGGCACCCGUGAAUAUUUGGUUAGAAAAAUGCAAGAUCUUUCAGAAAGCGACGUUGAAAAUGUUUACAAGUCUGACAUAGUGGCUUACCUAACAGGACAUUUACAUGAUGACAAACUAGGUUACAUAGACCCUGUAAGAAUAGAUGAUUUAACAGAACGUUUGCCGUCGGAUAUUCCUAUGUCAAAAAAGGAAUUUAAAAAAAUUAUGAAUAAUCACAGAUUUUCUAAUAAGCAAUUUUUCAAAAUUUAUAAAGCAGUACAAAAAGAUGCUGCCGAGGAAUAUAUACGAUUUUUCUUAAUUGAAAAAAGCAUUAGAUUGAAUCAUGAACUACCUGAACAGGAAAACGAUUUUACAAUUUACAAAUUGCCGGGUAUGCCUAUGCUAAGAGAGGACUUAAAAAAAUCACUAAAAAUAAUUACACUUGCAGAAUCGCAAUUGGACAAUAUUUGUGAUGUGGUCCUAGACGAAGAUGUUGGCAAGGAAUCAGUAAAAUAUUUUUUAAUUGGGAAAAUCGUGAGAGUAGAACAUGAACUACCUGAACAGGAAAUCCAGUUUAUAACUGCAAAAAUUCCGAAUACUACUACGCCAGAAAAAAAAUUUAAAAAAUCACUAAAAAUGUUAACAUUGACUGACGAGCAAUUUGAAGUACUUUAUGAUCUAGUAGAAGACGAUGAAAAUGGAUUUGUUACCAGGCGUACAGUAGAACGCUACUUAAGGAAGAAAAACAGUGGAUUGAAGCAUAAGCUAUCUACAUCGGAUAUCAUAUAUAUUUUUAGAAAAUUAAAUCAAUCUUGUUAUUCAAAAGACAGAUAUAUAAACUUAAUGGAUAGACCACAUUUAACUUAUUCGUAUUUAGAAGAAACGUUUUAUAUGACACCAAAAAGCGAUGUACAUGAAAUGUUGUCGGGUAUUCCUAUGACAAUAAGAGAAUUUAAAAAAGCACUAAAACUUCAAGAGUUUACUGAUGCGCAAUUGGACCGCAUUUAUUAUGGUACCACGGGUGAUGACGGAGUUAAUAAGGCUGAAUUAAAAGCUCUCCGUAGUGAAUACUGUAAUGUAUUAUCUGGAUGUGAUAAAGUGGACAGAUAUCUCAUAAAGUGCUACUUGACCGACAACUUACUCAAAUAUGGAUUAACCGAAAACACUUUGUAUAGUUUCUAUGAAAAAUUGCCGCCAAGUAAAUAUGUUAUGUCAAAAAAGGAUUUUAAAAAAAAAGCGAAAGAUAUACAGUGGGACGUAGAUAUGUAUUUGUGUAGAUUUGCCAAUGUCAAUUUGCCGCUUCUAGUUUCUGGUAAAGAAAAUAAAUUGAAGGAUGAAAACCACAAUAAGAUUUCUGGUAAAGAAAAUAAAUUGAAGGAUGAAAACCACAAUAAGAUUUCUGGUAAAGAAAAUAAAUUGAAGGAUGAAAACCACAAUAAGAAAAGCGAGAAUGAAAAGGAUGUUAUGUCAAAAUAGUAAUUCAAGAGAAGGUUUCAGAGAUUUUUUGUUAAGAAAAUCAAAUUAAUGUAAUAUUUCUAGAGUCUAUAUUUUUAUUAAAAGUUGUUCUAUUGUUGCGAUUAUAAAUUCAAGUUGAGUUUUCUCUUGUGAUAAUUUUAUUUUCAAAUGGAAUUUUUCAUUAUUACUGGAAUUACACAAUUUUCCUAAAAUAAAUUAUAAUAAUAAAUGUAAUACUUAAAUCACAAUAAUUGUUAACAUUACAAAAUCAUAA